CUAUAAAAUUACUGUAGUGUAGUAGAACGUUGAUGAAAAUUUCAAAAGGCAAUUACUCGAAAGUACUCCAACUCUAAAUGUAGUCUAACUUUGUAUAAAAUUCAGAAUCAUUUUUCUUCACAAUCAAGAUGGUUGAAGCACUGAUUAAAGCCAGACUGCUGUGCUGAUUCUGCGUAACAGUUUUGAGUUUUCCAAGGCCAUGGGAAUGAUGUCAUGUUAAAUAAAGAGAUAUUAUUGUCCUAACAAUAUGUAGUGAACUUUAGAAAAGCACUCAAAAGGAAUAUUAUUCAUUAACUAACGUGUUAGUUAAUGAUUCUAGAGAGUGUAAGAAUGUUUGAGCUACUGUGCUGUAUUUAUGACUGGUGACGCUGUAAUGAGAAACAGACUCAAGCGAGAGGAGGAGCAAUGAACUGUGUUGAUGUUCAAAGACAUCAUCGAAUGGAAACAGACAGAAAACUCGAGUGAGAAUCUGAAAGAAAAAGCUUUUUUAGAUUGCUGAUUGGCUAACCAGAAAGAAAUCUGUUCCAGCGGCAGUAGGUAGAAUCAGGAUUACUAAGAAGUUAAAGAAAGGUCAAGAAGAGAGAUUAGGGUAACAAGGGAGAAAGCUUAGUGACGCAAAGAAAAAGAAGAGCAGAGUAUUUAAAAGUGUGUAAAAAUUUUAAGAAAUGCUAUCUAAGUUUAUCUUAGCUUUAUAUUUGGCGCUGGGGCUCAGUUCUUGUGCUGCCAGCUUAGCUGAGGAUCAACACAUGACCAGAGCUCUGCAGCUGAUGUCUGAGACUCCGCUCAUUGAUGGCCAUAAUGACCUGCCUUGGCAACUUCGAAAGCAAUUCAACAAUGAGCUCAAUAAAGUGGAUCUUAAUACGCUUGAAACGACACACACCAACAUCCCUAAGAUCAAGGAGGGACGCCUGGGAGCACAGUUCUGGUCAGCCUAUGUUCCCUGUGAAACUCAGUACAAAGAUGCUGUCCGACAAACACUGGAGCAGAUAGAUGUGGUUCACAGGAUGUGUCAGAAAUACCCAGAAACCUUUAUGUUUGCCACCAGUAGCCAAGACAUCAUGGAGGCCUUCAGAAUGAACAAGACAGCCAGUCUGAUCGGGGUGGAAGGGGGUCACUCACUUGACAGCAGUCUGGGCACGCUGCGCACCAUGUACCAUUUGGGGGUCCGCUACCUCACACUCACACACUCCUGCAACACACCCUGGGCGGAUAACUGGCUUGUCGACACUGGAUCAGAGCCAUCUCAACAUAAUGGCCUGUCUCCAUUUGGCAAGCAACUAAUUGUGGAAAUGAACCGUCUGGGGAUGCUGAUCGACUUGGCUCAUGUGACUGUUAAAGUGAUGAACCAGGUGCUGGACAUGUCUAAAGCUCCAGUCAUCUUCAGCCACUCCUCCGCCUACAGCAUCUGUCCACACAAGAGGAACGUCCCAGAUGAUAUUCUCAAGAGAGUGAAUGAAACGAGAGGAAUCGUCAUGGUGAACUUCUACAAUGACUAUGUGACCUGCAGCAAGACCGCUAAGCUCUCAGAUGUUGCUGAUCACUUUGACCAUAUAAAGAAAGUGGCCGGGGUGGGCAUUAUUGGUUUUGGUGGAGAUUAUGACGGAGUUACAAGACUACCAGAGGGUCUGGAGGACGUGUCCAAGGUGCCCAAAGUGGUGGCUGAACUGCUGAAGAGAGGAUGGACUGAUGAGGAGGUCAAAGCUGCUCUGGGAAAGAACUUACUCCGUGUCCUAGGAGAGGCUGAGAAGGUCCGUGACAGCCUGAAUGGUACAAAUCCAGAUGAUGUUCCUAUUCCAUAUGAAGAGGUGAAGAAUACGUGUAGGACGAGCUACGGUUACCCCAACGCUGGACCCGCACAUUCACUCAGCACACUGGCCCUUCUGCUCACACUGGCUCUACAGGCUCUUAUUGCAUUAACACCUUCAUAGGCCGCUUGCCAAUGCAGCUGAGUGUAUGUGCUUCAAGAGUUUGUCCAUGAAUUCAAAUAAAAUCUGAAAACCUCUGUUAAUGGUUUUACUGUUUAA
Dicentrarchus labrax (European seabass) is the source of this 2024-nucleotide messenger RNA. RefSeq names its product dipeptidase 1 (gene dpep1). Gene Ontology annotation, biological process: proteolysis. The record is from RefSeq and is a predicted model, not a curated record. The transcript is spliced from 10 exons. Bases 666 to 1928 code for a protein of 420 amino acids. NCBI's taxonomy places the organism in Eukaryota, Metazoa, Chordata, Actinopteri, Moronidae. Gene Ontology annotation, molecular function: metallodipeptidase activity.